Molecule: messenger RNA, 1475 nt
Organism: Lactuca saligna
Lineage: Eukaryota; Viridiplantae; Streptophyta; Magnoliopsida; Asterales; Asteraceae
Source: the annotation of a GenBank genome assembly
AUUCAGGCACAAGUUAAGUAUUUUGACACAUUCUUCUCUCUCCGAAUCUUGAAGUCAAUAAUAUCUUCUCGCUGCCUAUAAUCCAUGGGAACUGUAUCCAAUCACAACCCACGAUCCCAUAACACAAACCCUCUUAACCAUAGAACCGGUUUCAACAAACGGAAACCUCAAAGCAGCCAUGGAGAAGUUGAAAGAAGCUCUCAUUACAUUUGCCGAUUCAAACCCUAGUAUAUUCCGACAUGAUGGUUUUAAUUCCCAUCCGAGCUUAAUCGAACAGCGCUUCUCUCAAUUCUUCUUCGAUUUUCAGACGCCUAAUCAUCCGCCUUAUGCAGCUAUGAUUCAUAAAGCACUUAGGGAACUGAAUGAGAAAAGGGGUUCUAGUGAGGAGUCAAUAUCAAAGUACAUAAAACAGGAGUUUGUUGAUUUACCAUGGGCCCACUCUACAUUUCUGAAACACCACCUUGAGAAGCUUUGUGAUUGCAAAGAAAUUUCCAUAACUCGGAAGAAACGUUAUUUGCUUGCUGGUGUAGAUUCUGACCCAAUUUCAAACCCUAAAUCUGAAAAACAGUUAAAAAGGAAGCAAGAUUCAGAAACAGGGAAGAAAAACAGUGGGCAUAACAAGAAACUUAAGAAGAGCAAGAAAAAAGAAACCAAGAAACAGAUAACUGAAGUGUUUCAAGAUCAAGAAAAUGUCACACGCAAUGAAUUGCUUGAAUCAGAAUGUUUAGAGAUUAAAUAUCAUCAAACAAAUGAGGAAGGAAAUAGUUUGAUAGAUGUAUGUGUUCAAGAAAAUGGAGUAUGUGCAAAUGAUAAGGAGCAAAAAGAAAUACAAAGCAAAAAGAAGCGGAAGUCAAAAAAGAGGGGUAAAAAUGGAAAGAAAAAUGAGAACACUCAACUUCAAGAUUCGAGUGAAGCAAAUUUGAAACAAAACAAUGAAGAGAUUGACUGUGAAUUACAUGAGAAGAAUCCUCAAAUUCAGGGAAAACAAGUUUGGACAAAAUCAAGAAUAAAGAAAAUGUCGAAUAUGCCAAAAGGUGUUGAGUAUUUAUCUGAAGAAAAACAACAGACAAAAGAGACAUCAUCAAGUGCAGUGUCUAAACUUAUGAAUGGGCAGCGAUCAAAACUACGUAGUUUUAAGAAGAAAAAAGGCGUGUCAAUUGACAAGGAUCAAAAGAAGCAGAAAACGCGUGGUAGACAUGAUAAGAUGCCAAGGAGGAGCAUCAGGAAAAGGAAAGCCCCGAGUCGAUUGGAUUAGAAGAAAGGCAUGAUCUUUACUCAAGAUUUUUUGUGAAUUAUUAGGUUUUUAGUAAGAUAAGUUAAUUGCUAUUUUUUGGUUGUUUUGAAAAAUGGGUACUUUUAAAGAUUGUUUUAUAGUAGCAAGUGAAAGUAGUUUUUGAAGUCAAGUAGUUUGAAUCCCAAUUUACAUCUCUUCCAAUUUGGGCUUUUUGAACGUUUAGUUUAAGAUAAUGUGUUGG